AUGUUGCCCACCGAGGUAGAAGAUUUGUUGGGUUCGCACGGGGUGGAAUUCUGGACCAGCCCUGCCUCUUACGAUGAAGUCAACGGGAACACGGCACUGGACGAUAAUAACACAGAUCUAAUAUCCCAGGAGCUGGAGGAGGUGCUUUGCUCUGAGCGAAUCGGCAGGAUCACUAAGACCUACCAGGAUAUAGAUGCAGUUACCAACUUGCUAGAAGAGAAGGAGCAUGACCUGGAGUUAGCAGCCCGCAUUGGGCAGUCGUUGCUGAAGCAGAACCGGAGUCUGUCAGAACGCAAUGAACUCUUGGAAGAACAGCUAGAAUUAGCCAAGGAAGAGAUAGCUCAGUUGCGCCAUGAAAUUUCCAUGCGGGAUGACCUCCUCCAUCUCUACACCAACAGCACAGAGGAGAGCGAGCCGACCACUGCCGCCUCCACCCCCUUGCGCAGGAAUGAAUCCGCCCUCUCUCUGCAGCAUUGUUUCCAAUUUGAUGCCUUGCAGCAGAAACUGAAAGGGCUGGAGGAGGAGAACCAGAAACUGCGCACGGAGGUCACCAGCAUCUCCUCAGAAACCUGUCAGUAUGAAGAACAGGAGCAGAAGCUGAUGAUCGAUUGCGUGGAGCAGUUUUCUGAAGCGAGCCGGGAGGUUGUGCUGCUGUCUGAAGAGCUCGCCCGCAAGUCAGAGGAUGCGGCCCGUCAGCAGGAGGAGAUCAGCCAGCUGUUGGCGCAGAUUGUGGAUUUGCAGCAGAAAUGCCGCACGUACGGCUCAGAAGUGGAGGAACUGCAGCAACACCUUGCCGCUGCCAAGGAGGCCCAGCAGAAGUUACGGACAGAGCUCCAGGAUCUACAGGAGAAAUACUCUGAGUGUGGGGCGAUGUUGCAUGAAGCCCAGGAGGAGAUCAAGAGUCUCCGAUGCCGCAGCCUCCCCAACAGCGCCAUCAACCGCCACAGCUCCCCCACCUUCUUGCCCGUGGAUUCCCUGGCUGCAGAGAUCAAGGGUACGAUGAGGAAGGGGACUGACAGCUCUGGUUCUUCAGAGUACAAGAGCUUCCGGAGGGUCUUUGAGACUGUGAAGGCUGUGAACCAGGCAGUGAAAGCCAGAUCGCGAGCAGAGUCACCUCUGAGUCUUCCUUGGAGCUCUUCCAAGCCAUCAUCAGUGGGUUGCAGCCGCUUGAGCACCCCUCGCACUAGCUACUAUGGUUCUGACAGCCCUGUUGCAGGAGGGAUGGAGGGGCAGGACAGCCAGGCUCCUGGAGGCCCCCAUCGUGCCCGCCGAGAUGCGCUUGGGACGCCCUUGGGCACCCCGGGCCAGCAUGACCUGGAAGUUGCCCUCCGCUGCCUGUCUGCCCGCCAAGAGAACCACAGCACAGAGCGCUCGUUUUUCGAUGUGGAGCGAGAGAGUAAGCUCAGGCGCCUGGCCCGCGAGGUUGAGGACUCCAGCGGGCUCCUCACCCCCAAUGAGAGUAUUGCAUCUACCGGCACCAACUAUUCGGGCAGCUCUGGAGGCUCUGGCUUCUCACUGGGCUCCUUUUCUUACUUCCCCGAUAAGCUUCAGAUCAUCAAGCCUCUGGAAGGCUCUAUGACCCUCCACCACUGGCAGCAGCUAGCUCAGCCAAACUUGGCUGGAGUCCUGGACCCUCGGCCUGGUGUGCUCACCAAAGACUUCCGGCAGCUUGACGUAGACCUGGAGGAGGUCUACAACCUUAAUGAUUUGGAGGAAGAUGAUGUGGACAUGAGCUCCAUUCCUGCCCUUGCAACCUCGACUCCUGCCAAAGCCAAGGAGAGACGCAGUGUCUUCCACUCCGUUAACAAUCUGCCCCAGACCCCGCCUACUUUCACCAUCACUACCUGUUGCAUCUUGCACCCUAGCAACGAGGUCACCAUGGUGACACCCAGUCUUUAUAAUACAGUUAUGUCCUCUUGUGGGCCCCGUGCGGGGCUGAGUUCCCCUCCCCCGCUCCCCUUGCAGGAAGAGCCCAGCCACAAACUGCUACAGGAUUCUCCGCUUGGACUGGUGACUCUGCUGGCAGAGCGAGGCAUUUCAGCACAGAGCGCAGCAGGAUUGGCAGUAGCCUUGCCCCGCUUUGCAGGAGCCUCGAGCACCCUGUGUUGGCCGUCUCCUUCCUUGGCUUCAUUGAGGCAUUGCCGUUGGGAUGGCAUGGCUGAACGGGCCUUGGGGCCAACUUCGCUGCGGCAGAGGGAAGCUGGGAAGAGCAGAAACAGUAUCUUCAGUAUGAACCUGGUGGAGAAACUGCAGCGGCUGGGGCUGGACAAGGUGGUAGCCCGAGGGGAAGCCUUGUAUACAACCUCACAUCUGCAAGGGCUUCACCAGAGAUGCCCGUUGUGACUCUGCAGUGAUGCUGUCUUCCACUAGGUGCAGGCAAUGGCCAGCAGGAAGAGGAUGCACUUGAACUGGCUCCUGAGCCAUCGGAUGGUUUGUGGGUGGAUUCUUGGGCGAGCAGUUGGGGGGAUCUUGGAGGGCUCAGUGGGAGGGAUGAGCUCAGUAUCUUCUCUGAGUGCCCCCCUUCCUGUGGAUCAGGAAGGUUGAGGGCUUUUUCUUUACCCAGUGUUUAGCAUGUCUACCCUACAGAUAAACGGCAUGUCUUCCUUCCACUCUCACCUCUGGAACCUUGACAGGGCUGCUCCUCAGGAUGAUGGAGAGGAAGAUACAAAUAAUCCCUUACAGAACUACAAUUCCCAGUUUUGCUGGGAGAAGCUUGGGAGCCAGGAGGCCAUGCUUGUGAAAACUGCUUUUAAACUGACUGGGUAGCAUUUAGAGGCCUCCCCAAGUUUCUGUCUUUGAGUGAUCCUCGCCCCGUCUCCCCCAUGUAUCUGCACAGGACACAAAGCCAUUAGGCGUGGGUGCCACGGGGCUGCGAAGGAAAGGAAGGGGCAGCCUCAGUCAGAAGCAUCUGGGGCAAAGCCUGGCAAAGUCAAGGAAGCUUGGGGUUUGGGGAUCCUUUUUGAAAGGGGGGGGGUAGAUUGAGGAUUAAGGAGCACUGCCCUUUUAAGGCCACACAACCUUGUAGACUCUCCCCCUUGCCUCUUUCUGUUAAAUCCCGUAGGGAACGCACAUUGCCUCUUGGAAGCCCCUUUUGAUGGACUGUAGGACCUCUUGCACUUCAAGACAAUUAGCAGAGCCAAGCAGGGAUGUUGAUGGGAGCGAGGGUGUGUCCAUUUGUUCUUCUGCCACCAGCCUGGAUGUUCUCAGAUUUCCGUGCAUGCUGUAUCGUAUAUCUGAAUCUUGCUCAGGUGUGGUGGUUUCUCCAUUCCCCCAUUUUUGUUCUAAAAGGUUCAGUUCCAGUUUUGAGGAAAGAUGGUGAAGAACGCUGACCAGGUUCCGGUGGAACCUUUAAACCGUUCCUCUCUUUUUCCAGUUCUUCAGGAUCAUUUAGUAUCACUUUUCAUUUUGAUUAUUUACAAUGCAAUCCUCAGCAGGGUUUGCAACCCAAGUCCAUGAAAGUCAGUGAGCUGAGAUGUGUGUUGUACUGCUUAGUAUUGCACUGAGAUUUAUCCAGAGUUGGUUGCAUCCUGAAAUCUCUUUUGUCUGUCAUCCUCCCAACCUACUGAUGAUUUUUUAAUGUUUGGUAGCUGUACCCAUUUAAUCUCUGCGCGUUGGUAUUUUUGUUGAUGCUGGGAUUAGGUCAUGUCCUUGUUCUCUCAUCAACUUGGGUGCUCUUAUACUAGAGCAAAAACAGCCAAUUUAUAUGGCUGGGAUUUAUUUUUGGUAAAAGAUUCCUGUAUCUUCUCAUUUACCAAUGUUAAUGUAAUGCACACACCUUCCUGGGAAGGGCCUGCUGAAAUAUUUCACAAUCCUGUGUGUGUUUUGCACAGAAGCUGUUUGCACACCUGCUUGCAAAACCAGGCCUCCUUUCCCCCAUUGCUUGAUCUGCUCACUUGUGCCGACACCUCUGCAUUACUCGUUCUUUUCCUGUGUCUCUAUUGGUAAAAUAAACAGUGUUGUUGCCGUGGCUCUAACAUCUGUCUGCUGUACUCUUAUUUUGCCUUUAUACCAUUGCUUUGCCGUUUUUGUGCCUUGUGCUUUCCUGCACCAUACUGGGCCAGUUCUUGUUAUCAGUGGAGUUGCAUAGUAAGACUGUACCACUUCAGGCUGCAAGGAUAAAUGGGAGUGGGAGGGAAAUGCUUAUAGCUUCACUGAAACUGUAGCUACAGUUUUCUAAUAAGCAUAUAUGGCAACCUGAUACAAAAGAAAAUGAACAGGACAGCACAAGUUUCAAGCAGGCAGAGCCUUCCCCUUACACAUUAGCUCUUCUUCUGGAAGAUUGCUUCUUCCAGCAACCCUCUCUUCACUCAUAACUCUUUUUGAAACAAAAAUUAAUUAUAAAUGUAUCGUAUGUGGGUAUGAAACAGUGCUUUGAAUCAUCUAAUCAACUAGAGCAAAACCCUUGGAUCACUUUGAAAAGAUGUCCCUGAUUUUUUUUUAAAAAAAAAUCCAAAUGUUUAACAAGUAGUAAAUGGCGGAAGAGGUAUUCCUUUGUUUCUCAUGCACUGCCAGGAAUGCUUCUCCUAAGGUGGUGCAAGUUGUGUGCAUAUGAAAAUUGAAAAAACUCUGGGAUGGGCAGGAGAAGAUUUUGCCCUCUUUUCUCCCUGUUCAGCAUGAACUAAUUGGAUUUGAUAAGCUGAAUGGGAUGCUGAACUUGGGGGUGGGGGGCGCUGAAGAAUUUAACAGUAAAAAACCAACAGACAGAAAAGAGGAAGUAUCCUGAGACUAGGCAGGAAAUUCAGUAGGGGUUGUAAUGCAUUAUUUUUGACAGGCGGGGUUUGGAUGCUGUUCCUUGAUAAAAAAAAAAAUUGUUAACAACUGCCUAGUUAUUGUCUGUAAGUAUGAAAUGCUAAAAACUGUUGCAAUAAUUCAGCAUCGUGUACCGUCCAGCUCUGAUAACUGUCAGCUAUCAGACUUGAGU
Molecule: messenger RNA, 4921 nt
Organism: Eublepharis macularius
Lineage: Eukaryota; Metazoa; Chordata; Lepidosauria; Squamata; Eublepharidae
Product: trafficking kinesin-binding protein 1-like
Exons: 15
Coding region: 1-2343 (780 amino acids)
Biological process (GO): neurotrophin TRK receptor signaling pathway; anterograde axonal transport of mitochondrion; neurogenesis
Cellular component (GO): dendrite
Molecular function (GO): signaling receptor binding
Source: RefSeq, a predicted model, not a curated record